Messenger RNA from Paraglomus occultum, 1569 nucleotides. Lineage: Eukaryota; Fungi; Glomeromycota; Glomeromycetes; Paraglomerales; Paraglomeraceae. The record is from the annotation of a GenBank genome assembly.
AUGGAGUCUAGCACGUUAGCUUCGAUUCACCCCGAUCUAGAAGGUAAACUUCGCCAAUCAGUGAAACGCACCCGGGCUAUGUUUCUCGGGACAAAGGCACCGGGACUAAUAUCAGGAUUGGCACUCGCUGUUGAUGACGACGACAAAAGUCAGAAAAUAAAAGUUCGAGUAAAACUGAAUGACGAAUAUGGAGAAAUCAAAGAACUUCCAGCGGCUGUGGCAGCACAACAGGGGGUUAGUAGAGUCGAACCCAAGAAAUCGUUGACUGGAAUGGAGGGGAACAAUGAAAGUACAAGUGCGAAUGGAGCAGCAAAUGAAGAAAGUCAAAUAAAAGUUACUGGUGGAAAUUUAUACCCAAAUGCUCCCGGUGUAACGCUAUCAUCAGACACUGCAAUGGAAAGCGAAGUCUCAGGGACAGGCAUUCAACGGAUACUGGACGAUCUCGAGUCGGCUAAAGCAAUGCAAGAAUCAUCAAAAACUUCCCAUGGUGUUGUUGCCAUAAGACAACAGGCUGGGUUCCGAGCCACUCCUGAAGCCGCUAAACCCCUAGGCUCGUUAGUCCGUCGUCAGACACCAAGAUUACAGAGACCCGAAUGGCAUCCGCCUUGGAAGUUAAUGAGAGUAAUUUCAGGGCAUUUGGGUUGGGUGCGAUCUGUGGCUAUUGAGCCUGGAAAUCAAUGGUUUGUUACCGGGGCUGGGGAUAGAACUAUCAAGAUCUGGGAUCUUGCAUCGGGUACAUUAAAGCUUUCGCUUACGGGACACAUAUCCACGGUGCGAGGAUUGGCUGUGUCGCCGAGGCAUCCAUAUCUAUUUUCUUGUGGAGAGGAUAAAAUGGUCAAAUGCUGGGAUUUAGAACAGAAUAAAGUUAUUAGACAUUACCAUGGGCAUCUUUCCGGGGUGUAUUCACUAAGUCUGCAUCCAACUUUGGAUGUACUGGUUACCGCUGGGAGGGACGCGACGGCCAGGGUAUGGGAUAUGCGAACAAAGCAAUGCAUCCAUGUCCUAAGCGGUCAUAACUCGACAGUAGCGGAUGUAAAAUGUCAGGAAGUUGAUCCACAGGUCAUCACCGGUUCCAUGGAUUCGACAAUACGUCUUUGGGAUUUGGCUGCUGGCAAGACGUUGGUCACGCUUACGCAUCACAAGAAAUCUGUCCGUGCUCUCACGUUACAUCCAACAGAAUUUGCGUUUGCCAGUGGGAGUGCGGAUAAUAUAAAACAAUGGAAGUUUCCCGAAGGAUUAUUUAUACAGAAUUUUGAAGGUCACAAGGCAAUUAUUAAUUGCUUGACUGUAAACGCCGAUAAUGUAUUGUUCUCGGGAGGUGAUAAUGGCACGAUGGCGUUCUGGGAUUGGAAAUCUGGAUACAAAUUCCAAGCGCUUGAAACAACUGUACAGCCAGGUUCGCUCGAAUCUGAAGCAGGCAUAUUUGCAUGUACGUUUGAUCGAACUGGUUUACGUCUGAUAACAUGUGAAGCAGAUAAGACCAUAAAAAUAUGGAGAGAGGACCCGAAUGCGACUCCGGAAACGCAUCCGAUAAAUUGGAAACCGUCGCUAGCCCGCACACGCUUUUAA